AUGGCAACCAUUGAUGCCCAGGACCUCAGAGAAAGAAUUGGGCGCCUUCGAGUUCUGAUCAUAGGGAGAGCAAACGCAGGCAAAACAGCUAUCCUUCACAAGAUCUGCAACACUAAUAAACCAGAAAUUUACCAUAUCAAAGGAAAGAAGAUUGACACUGCCGUCGUGGAAUCGUCGAUCAAGCUCAGCGUGGAAAUCAUGACAUUACAAACGAGAUGGUUUUCAAAAGCAAUCCUGUUUUCGCCUUUCACGAUUCGCGCGGCUUCGAAGUGGGCCCUGAAAAUGGAGAAGCAACUCCACACUAUCUGGUACUGUAUUCCAAUGGACGACCAGAGUCGAACAUUCCAACGGUCGGAGAAGUUCUUCUCUGAGUGCGACACUAGGAACAUUCCAGCGGUCGCGGUAUCCACCAAGUUCGAAGCUCUGCGUCCAGUCGCACAUGGAAAAAUCGAGAAACAAGCAGAAGGGUUAUCAGGAGAAGAAUACUUGAAGAGCAUCUUACAGCGCAUUGACGAACCAUUCACACUGACGGCGCUGUAA
Messenger RNA from Suillus bovinus, 540 nucleotides. RefSeq lists its product as uncharacterized. Bases 1 to 540 code for a protein of 179 amino acids. The transcript is spliced from 5 exons. NCBI's taxonomy places the organism in Eukaryota, Fungi, Basidiomycota, Agaricomycetes, Boletales, Suillaceae. The record is from RefSeq and is a predicted model, not a curated record.